AUGCUGAAGAACGGCCGCUUCUUGGACUCACCCCUUCAGCUCACGCUCUUCUGCCACGGCAGGUACCACGCGCGCGGGGCGAUUGAGACCCUGCAGAAGAAUGCACUGGCCGACCUCACCCUGCCGAACCUCACUCCCAAGGAUCUUGAGGUGUCUGCUGGGCCGUCCGGCUCGCUCGAGAAUGGCCGCAUUAGCUGCCUACGCUUGCGCUGGAGCCUGAACGCUUGGUACAAGGCCCGCGAGAAUGGCAUCGACCUGCAAGAGGAGAUGGAGGAAGUGCGCGUUCAGCUUGUCGCCAAGCGAGUGGCGGCCUACUGGGCAUGUGGCGCCAAGGUGGACCAGCGCUGCCACGUCAAGUUCACGUUUGUCGCUCCGGGUCCGGGCGAGGGUAGGAGAAUGUAUCCUCUCACCCAGUCGGAGGCAGAGAGGUGGGUCGAGCAGCUGGUGAAGCAGCGUGGGCACUGCCUGAAGACGAUGAAGACUGCAGGCUUCCACCGCAACAAUGCCGGUGAGGUCGGCAGCGCGUUGGUGGUCGUGCACAGUCCGGCUGCUGUUCAAGAUUUGCUGGACCACUUCACCCAGCAAAAGCCCAAGCUGAUGGAUCACUCCGUCUACUUUUCGCGUUCGGCAACGUGCAUUCCAACCGACGAGCCCACGACCAUCGUCAGCAUCGAUCAGGGUAGCGUCAGCGACACUUACCUGUUGGAAGAUCUGCGCGGCUGGGUCGCGGCAUUCAACGCGCAGCACGGCAUGCAAGAGUUCCUGAAGCCCGUGGACCAUGGUGGCAACCUGUUGUCUCGCGUGCACGACCGGCACGUCGUAGCUGUGCCUUCCUCGGUCGGUCUUGCCGAGUACAUCGCCAGCCAGCCGAUGUACGCCGGGCACGCGUGGGAGCUGGCGUUCGACCUGAACGACUUCAAGCUUGUGCCACGCCGUGACCGCGCAGUCAACGAGGAGGAGGCUGUCGCGACUCAGCAGAAGCUUGCUGGCGCAGUUCACCGAGCCACGGUCAAGCUGGACGUCGUUCAGCACGAGGUUGAAGAUGCAGCGAAGACAAUGUCCACGCACACCAUCAACCUUCGCACCUUCACUUCCGACCUGUACUCGAACCUGCAGCAGAUGUUCAGGAACCUGUUCCGCAGGGACUCUGCCGACCAAGACCGUCUCGUCUUCACCAUGCGGAUCGACCUCAUCGAGGCGGAGCUCAGGUAUCUCGACCGCGAGAUUGCCAUCUACGAUGAGGUUGUGGCCAUUUGCGGAGCCGAGUCUGCGGCCGCGCAGCAGCUCCAGCCACGGGUCGAGCGGUCCAAGAAGGACAAGGAGGAGCUGAAGCGCCAGCUGGAAACCCUCGAGUACCUGCGCCGCACGCAGGGUGUGCACCGGGACACAGUGAUUGCACUCGCCGACCACACCGGUCUGGGUCUCACUCGGCCCCCGGCGGUCGCAGAGCCUGACAGGCCUCAAACUCCGUCGUAG
This is a messenger RNA of Trichosporon asahii var. asahii CBS 2479, 1476 nucleotides long. RefSeq lists its product as uncharacterized. Bases 1 to 1476 code for a protein of 491 amino acids. Lineage: Eukaryota; Fungi; Basidiomycota; Tremellomycetes; Trichosporonales; Trichosporonaceae. The record is from RefSeq and is a predicted model, not a curated record. The transcript has a single exon.